Molecule: messenger RNA, 611 nt
Organism: Camellia sinensis
Lineage: Eukaryota; Viridiplantae; Streptophyta; Magnoliopsida; Ericales; Theaceae
Source: RefSeq, a predicted model, not a curated record
AUGCAUGAAAUUCUGCAGAAAGCUUUGUUGAGGACAAUUCAUGAUAUCGAUACAAAAUUUUCACUGGAAGCUUUCAAUAACAGAUAUAUUUCUGGAUCCACGGCCACCAUCGUUCUCUUGGUGGAUGGUCAAAUUUUAGUUGCUAGUGUUGAUGAUUCAAAAGCACUCCUGUGCUCGGAGAAAAUCAAGUCUGCUUUGGGGGAUGAAGGUGCUUCAAUAACAGUGCUUGAUGUGGAAGAACUGACAAGAGGUCAUCAUCCAGAUAGAGAUGAUGAGAGAGCCCGAAUAGAAGCUGCUGGUGGGUUUGUACGUUUGUGGGGUGUGCCUCGUGUCAAUGGUAUCUUAGCUGUAUCCCGAUCUAUUGGUGAUGUGCACUUAAAAAGGUUCUUAUACAGAAGACCAGCCGACUUCAAUGGAACCACAAUGGCUGACAAGUUAUCCAUGCUGCCUUCUUCAAAGGCAGUCUUUACUAUGCAUUCGGCUGAUGGAUAAUCGCAAGAAGGGAAUAGCUUCAACAUUUCAUAACCUUUGGAAUGCCUCACGGUUAGCUUUUCGUAUAUUCCCUCAGAUGAAACCACUAAGUAGCUGUCGUUUCUGGUUAACUUUUAAGA